AUGUUCCUUGCCGGUGUCGGCAGCAACAUACUGGCACUCACGAUAUUAUACCGCCGGCGGUGUGAUCUCAGAACUGUAAAGUUCUAUAACUUGGCCAAGGGCCUGGUUUGGACAGAUUUGCUCGGUAUAAUAUUUACGACACCAUCUGUUGUAGCUGCGUACGUUAAUAGAGGAUGGACAGGUGGACACGUUCAUUGUAGCUUCCAUGGCUUCACUAUGACAUGUUUUGGACUUGCAACGCCAUUAAUAAUUUGUGCAAUGGCGAUUGAACGCUUUAUGGCUGUCAAGUGUGUUUUCUUCUAUUCAAGUCGAUGUAAGAAUGAAAUAGCAAAAAGAUGCAUUGUUCUUAUCUGGGUGUUUGUAAUUGGCUUUGGUAUGUUGCCCUUUAUUGGAUUCGGUCAGUUUACAAAACAAUAUCCGGGAACGUGGUGUUUUCUUGACUUCCAUUCACAUAACAUAUUUGGGAAAAUAUACGCCUUUCUUUAUGCAUGUAUAAACGUUAUCCUCAUACUACUGAUGAUAUUUUGCAAUACGUUUGUUGUGUGCUGCUUAGCACAAAGAAGAUUUGUGCGGAAACAAAAACGGAGGAGAUUUGUCAGUACAAUGGCAUCCAUGACAACGAUGGAAAAUGAGGCGCUUACCACAUCGAGCCAGCAACGACAGAAAAAACGUUCCAUGGACGUGGAGAUCUAUAGUAUUAUCUUCCUGUUUGCUCUUAGCCUAGUAUUCGCUAUAUGCUGGGGACCAUUCAUGAUUCAAAUUUUGCGCACCUUGAUAACGGAAGAGUCGGAUGUUAUUUUGGACAUUGCAGCUGUUCGACUGGCCAGUCUUAAUCAAAUACUUGACCCAUGGUUGUAUAUUUUGUUCAGGCGGUCGUUUAUAUCAAAGAUCAGAAGAAGUCUUGCAGCGAUGAAAAACUACUGUUGCUAUGAAUUCGACAUCCUUGAAGAAACAGAUGUGCAAAGGGUCGACCCUGUUGUUAGUGCUAAAACGAUGUCACGAAAUGAUAUUCAUGAGAACUGUGAUAACAAGGGAACACAUGGGGGUGAGGUGUUUGAAGUCGAAGCUAAAAAGUCAUCUGAUACAAGUGUGGUUACCAAUACGUUAUGUCCAGUCGAUGAAACAAAAGAAACUCCAGUGAAUAGCAACAGUUAUGUCAAUAAAAGACGCUGUAUCUGUGAACUGUAUUUUAAAAGAGCACCGCAAUCUGAGCAUUCCAAUGAUGGAAUCUAUGUAAAGGUGUACUAUUUCCCUUCAAGUCCCUCCCUUAUGUAUUACACUCCGGAAAGUACCGACGAAAGCUCUAGAAAAUUACAAAAGUCCAUUUCUCUUCAAUAA
Messenger RNA from Mya arenaria, 1338 nucleotides. RefSeq names its product prostaglandin E2 receptor EP4 subtype-like. Gene Ontology annotation, biological process: inflammatory response; positive regulation of cytosolic calcium ion concentration; adenylate cyclase-activating G protein-coupled receptor signaling pathway. Lineage: Eukaryota; Metazoa; Mollusca; Bivalvia; Myida; Myidae. The coding region runs from base 1 to 1338 and encodes 445 amino acids. Gene Ontology annotation, molecular function: thromboxane receptor activity. The record is from RefSeq and is a predicted model, not a curated record. Gene Ontology annotation, cellular component: plasma membrane. The transcript is spliced from 2 exons.